Messenger RNA from Phascolarctos cinereus (koala), 2127 nucleotides. The record is from RefSeq and is a predicted model, not a curated record. Lineage: Eukaryota; Metazoa; Chordata; Mammalia; Diprotodontia; Phascolarctidae.
GGGCCCGAGCGGGCGCUGGGCGGACCCGCGACGGCCAGGCGUGCUCGCCGCCGCCGCCGCCCGCGCCGCCUUUCUCGGAGGGGAUAGUGAGGGAGCCUCCCCGCCCCUCCUCGGCCCCGCCCUUCCCCUUUCCCCUUCCUCCUGUGGGUGGCGGGAGGAGGGGCGCGGGCGCCGCGCGUGCCCGCCGGCCUGGGCUCGCCGCCGUUACGGCCGUUGAGGGAACUCAUGAACCCGCCCUCGGUCGCCCUGCUUCCCAGCCUCCGCCCCCCCCGGAAGGCGGGGCCGGGGCCGAGCGGGCUCGCGGCCGUUACUGGCCGUUGGCUGACCCGCCGCCCGCCCUAUCGGCCCCUCCCUCCCUUCCUCCAGCUGUCCGGCGGCCUGGCUGCUGGGCCGCUGAGGGCGGGGGUCGAGCCGCGGCGGGCCGGGUCGGGCCUCUGGAGGGCAGGCGCGAGACGCGGUGGGGGUGUGUGUGGGGCCAGCGAGGCCCUCCCCGGAGGACUAUGAACGAGGAUGGGAUCACAUGUGUUGGAAGAGAGACUCCAGAUUGGAAAGGAAAGCAGUGGUUAAUGAGAAUUGUGAACAGAAAGGGGAAGACAGAAGGACUGAGUAAUCCAGUUAUGUCUUGGUGGACAGCACAGAUGCAGCAGCCUUCAGGGCCCGUUUGCCGAAUGUGCCUCCAAGAACCAGGAGAUCCUGAAAAGUUAGGGGAGUUUCUGCAAAGAGAUAAUCUCCGUAUCCAUUAUUUCUGUCUUUCUCUCUGUUCUGCUGCCUUUCAGAUCCUGUCCAGUGGGCUGCCCCAGCGGGGCCGGGCCAGUGAUGGCUUCCAUGGAUUCUUACCCGAGGACAUCAAAAAGGAGACAAGCCGUGCUGCUAGGAAGACCUGCUUUGUGUGCAAGAAAAAGGGAGCUGCCAUCUUCUGCCAGAAGGAAAGGUGCCGAAGAAACUUCCAUUUACCUUGUGGCCGAGAGAGAGGCUGCAUCUCACAGUUUUUUGGAGAGUACAAAUCGUUUUGUGAAAAACAUCGCCCAACACAGGACAUUCAACCAGAGAAACGGGCAGAGGAGGACUGCAUCUUGUGUUGUGAAAGCUUAUCUGGAGGAAAUGAUGAUAACAUUCAGAGUCCAUGCUGUAGUCGUAUGAUAUACCACCGAAAGUGCAUACAGAAAUAUGCUCAUUCAUCAGCAAAGCAUUUCUUCAAAUGUCCUCAGUGUAAUAAUCGAGAGGAAUUUCCUAAAGAAAUGUUAAGAAUGGGAAUACAUAUCCCAGACAGAGAUGCUGCCUGGGAACUUGAGCCAGGAGCUUUCUCAGAAUUAUACCAACGCCAUCAACAUUGUGAUGCUCCAAUUUGCCUUUAUAAAGAUGGGAGAGACAACUUUGAGAAUGAAGGGAGGUGGGGCCUCAUUUUGUGUACUACUUGUGGAUCCCAAGGAACCCACAGAAGUUGUUCCUCUCUUAGGAGCAACUCUAAGAAGUGGGAAUGUGCAGAGUGUAUAUCAACAGGUGAAAUCCCUGGUUGCAGUAAAACCAUAAGUCCCAGAAGGCAUUUUUACAGAGAGACUGGGCAAAAUAGUUCCCAGGAAGAAAAUCCAGGGCCUUCCUUAAGAGAAAGACCAGGACCCUCCUUUUUGCAAGAAAGUUCAGAACUCUCCUCUCCAGAAAAGGCAGAACCUUCCUGUUGGGAAAGGAGAAGGUCUACAUGGCGAGCAAAGCAUGUCAAAAUCUCCAAAUGCCGCAAAAAAAAAGAAUAAUAUCUCAUCAGGUGAAGAUACCAAGCACCACCAGGUAGAUCUGGUUUUUUUCCUUAGCAUGUGCUGAGAAAUGGGACUCCUGGGUUCUGGGAAGAGGAUGGAAAACUAGUAAUGAGAAGAGCUGACCAGGAGAUAGGACACCUGGAUUCUGAGAGGAGAGCAGAAUUCGGAGAGAGAGGAGUCUAGGUUCAAAAAUAGGAGCAACCAUAUUCCGUAUAUAGAUUUUUGUCAUAGAAGUUGUGGUCAUCAGAGUACUUCUGAUUUUUUUCUCCCUUACUUUCAGGGCUUUCUUUCUCUUCUCCUCCUACUGUGAUUUCUCCUGAGUCAUUCUGAUCUCAUCUAGUUACCCUCAAUCUUUUCUUACUUCAAAUUCUAUAUG